Messenger RNA from Aspergillus puulaauensis, 1164 nucleotides. RefSeq lists its product as uncharacterized. The record is from RefSeq and is a predicted model, not a curated record. Lineage: Eukaryota; Fungi; Ascomycota; Eurotiomycetes; Eurotiales; Aspergillaceae. Bases 1 to 1164 code for a protein of 387 amino acids. The transcript has 2 exons.
AUGUGGCGUGGUUCGAUAAUGAGCAUAAUCCCAGUGCCUUCAGGGAUUGAAGUGUUUUCAAUCUUGAUUGCUGUUCUUGGGGUUUACGAUGACCUCAGGAAGAAAUACACCAUAAGAGAGUCAUUACUCCUUCUUCUGAUUUUCCCUGAUGCCAAACGAAUGGUCGAGGAGGUGGAACGCCACAUCCUCCAUUCAACCUCAAACGAACCAGCAGUGUUUCGAAGAUCGAUAGCAGAGGACUGCACAAUGCUGGCUGUUGCGGCGGCUAUAGUAGCCCAGGUUGCCAUUACAGCCUUAUCGCUUGAAGACAUUGACCAGGUUCACUGGACUGCGAGUGCAGCAUUCGUGCUCAGCUUGACGACUGGGGGUCUGUCGGUCUUUUACGCAUGCCUGAUCCAACAAAAGAUGAAUAAGCUUUUCAGCGCCAGCGACGUCAAAGACUUUUUCACCGAGGCCGGUAUUCCUCAGAAACUCCGUAUCUUGGAGCAAGAGAUCAACGGCCUGCGCGCGAACAUGGAGUCGUGGGAGCCGGGCCCGGGAGCCGCCGCUGCCCGCGGUGGAAUCGAACAAGCGCAAGAGACGAUAUCGUCCGUUCGCCGGGAAGGGAAUAUAUGGGAGUCUGCGUCACUUCCAUCCAUCCUCAUGGUGGCAGCACCCAGUACUCUCUUGAAGUACGCACUUGGGUCCUUCGUCACGGGGCUUGGUGUGUAUUUUGGGUGCUUGGCGUUCCAAGAUAUAGAGACCCAAAAGCCUCGAUCUCAUCACCGUGCGGUGUUCAUUGUCUAUAUUGUAGCCACAUUGCUGGGCCUAUCGAUGUAUUACGUUCCGUUGACCAUAAAACACUCAGAACUAUCGUCGCUGCUUUCCCCCUUCCAUCGCUGGACCUGGUAUGGAGCAGCGAACGCAAGGGAAGUCGAAGCGACAGUAAGCCGGAUUCAAGAAAUAACAGACCGUGCUCGGGAGGUACGAGAGUUGAAUCAGGAUAUAGCCAACCAACGGCGGCCCGGUGAAAAUAGGGAAGCCGAUCGAAAUCCCCAGCCUGACGGAGCUGCUGACCAUGUCAACAAUCAUAUCCAUCACCCAGAGGGAGUCGACCCGCAGCUGAACCCUUAUGCGAGGACACCAGAGGCUCCCGGCGCGGUGACAUACCCAGAACCAGUCUAA